Messenger RNA from Cuscuta europaea, 955 nucleotides. Lineage: Eukaryota; Viridiplantae; Streptophyta; Magnoliopsida; Solanales; Convolvulaceae. The record is from the annotation of a GenBank genome assembly.
AAAAUAUCCAUCCUCAAGGUGUAAAACACGCACGAGUUGGUGAUGAUAGUUCAUUUGUUCCUCAUAAAGGGAUUUCCUUCAGAGGAAUUGUUUCAGGAUUCCUCAAUAUACCGUCUUUGGUGGAUAUUACAAAUGCUCAACGAGUUUCUGAUAGAAGUGAGUCCCAUUCGACCAAUGACAAUACCAUCUUGGAAUCCAAGGCAAAGUCUCCCAAUAUAACUCAUGUAAAUACUAAUGAAAUCGGUUCUUUCAGUGGUGGAGAUAAUGAAAUCAUGCAAGACAGUAAUCAUCUUACACGCAUCCCUCACGAUGAUGAAUUCCUACCAUCCAGUUCUACGUGUACUUCUAUCAAAGAAAGUGGUUUAAGAAGAUCAAUUCCUUCAAGAACUUUUGAUCAAGAUCUUGAAGACACACCACAUUCAUUAGUAUUAGAUGAAUCCGAUAUUGACGAAGAUGACGUAGAUGAUGAAUGUGUAGACUAUGAAGAACUUCCGAGCAUAACAAAUGCAUCGAAAGAGUAUUGGGAUAUUGAUGACCCAGUAUAUAGUUGUCCACAUUGUGGAGCAAAUUUUUGGUUUGAAGAGAGAAUUGAAUCAAUAUCUUCAAAGAAAAAUCCAAAAUAUUCUUUGUGUUGCUCACAUGGGAAAGUCCGGCUAGCGUGCAUGAAAGAACCUCCUUUGGUAUUAUGUGACCUAAUUGGCGGUGGAGACCAGAGAAGCAAACAUUUUCUUGAAAAUAUUAGGUCAUAUAAUAGCAUGUUUGCUUUCACCUCAAUGGGAGGUAAAAUAGAGUGCAAUAUCAAUAAGGGAAAAUCUCCUCCGAUCUUCAAGCUUCAUGGUCAAAACUAUCACUUGAUUGGAAGUUUACUACCAAUAGAGGGAUCAAGGCCUAAAUUUGCCCAAUUAUACAUUUACGAUACUGAAAAUGAGAUCGAAAAUAGAAUGUCAUCUGUGAG